AUGACAAACUGGCCGGACAUUCCUACUGAGCCCGCCGCGGGCAUCUCAUAUUUCACCCCUGCGCAGAGCCCUCCGGCCGGCACAGCGCGCAACCCGCAGUCCAGCGGCAAACCCAUCCCGCAGUUGUUCCGUCCGUUGACUAUUAGAGGACAGACAUUCCAGAACAGGUUGGGGCUGGCGCCCAUGUGCCAAUACAGCGCCGAUGACGGCCACAUGACUCCAUGGCACUUGGCGCAUUACGGUGGAAUCGCACAGCGUGGCCCAGGGAUGAUGAUCAUCGAAGCCACCGGGGUCCUGCCGGAGGGUCGGAUCACGCCUAGUUGCGUCGGCCUGUGGAAGGACUCGCAGAUUGCGCCCAUCAGACAGGUCGUUGAGUUCGCACACAGCCAGGGUCAGAAGAUUGGAAUCCAACUUGCCCACGCCGGCCGCAAGGCCUCAACUGUGCCUCCCUGGCUGGGCGGAGGCAUUGCAACGGACGCUGUUGGCGGCUGGGUAGAGAAGGUCAUUGCACCAAGCGCCAUCCCCUUCGCCCCGGGAGGGAUCAUCCCCAAGGCUAUGAGCAAGGCGGAUAUUAUCGAGUUCAAGGAGGCGUGGGUGGCCGCCACUAAGCGAGCUUUGGCAGCAGGUGUGGAUUUCGUCGAGAUUCACAAUGCACAUGGGUACCUCUUGUCUUCAUUCUUGAGUCCCUCUUGCAACCAGCGUACGGAUGAGUAUGGUGGCAGCUUCGAGAACCGUAUUCGACUACCCUUGGAGAUUGCUCAGUUGACUCGUGACACGGUUGGUCCUGAAGUGCCUGUCUUUCUUCGUGUUUCGGCUACCGACUGGUUGGAGUCGGAUGAACAAGGAUGGAAGAGUGAGGAUACGGUCAAGUUUGCCGAAGCUCUAGCGAGGCAGGGUGCCGUGGAUCUGAUCGAUAUCAGUACCGGGGGUGUGCACAGCGAGCAAAAGGUCAAGGGCGGCCCGGCAUUUCAGGCACCCUUUGCUGCUGCAGUUAAAAAGGCAGUUGGGGAUAGGAUGCUGGUGGCUGCUGUCGGGAUGAUCAACAACGGCAACGUGGCCGAAAAGAUUCUAAAUGAGAAUCAGGCCGAUGUGAUUCUAGUUGGACGAGCAUUCCAGCGUGAUACAGGACUAGCAUGGCAUUUUGCCAAGGACUUGGACGUCGAAAUUGCCAUGGCUGCGCAGAUACGUUGGGGUUUUUCCAGCUUCCGUAAUGCCUCCGAAUACAUCCAGCCCAACUCGAUGAAGGCAUCUAUUUUUGACUAG
This is a messenger RNA of Talaromyces atroroseus, 1263 nucleotides long. RefSeq lists its product as hypothetical. Bases 1 to 1263 code for a protein of 420 amino acids. Gene Ontology annotation, cellular component: intracellular anatomical structure. Gene Ontology annotation, molecular function: NADPH dehydrogenase activity; NADP binding; FMN binding. NCBI's taxonomy places the organism in Eukaryota, Fungi, Ascomycota, Eurotiomycetes, Eurotiales, Trichocomaceae. The record is from RefSeq and is a predicted model, not a curated record. The transcript is spliced from 2 exons.